UGGUGUUAAUAGAAGCUACCAAAUAAUCAGCAGAUGGAUGCACAAAACUCUAACAGAUUGGCAAAUUGCACUCACAGCAAAUGGCGCUGAUGUUUUGAUUUACGAAGAAUACGUUGAUUUCACAACCGAUGUUAAUCAUUUUGAGUUAUUUAUUUUAAUGUUGAGUAAACAUUGCCCGAACUUGACGCACGUUCGUUUAUUGUUUUCUGGUGAACGUAGCGAUUGUUUUGACGGUGGAUUUGUGAGAUCUCUUUUACAAUUGCCAAACCUAAUCUGUUUAAGUCUCUUUGAUACCCCUGCCUACGAAAUUUUUGCUCUAAAGACGGACUUUAAUCAAUUGACAACUUUAAAAUUAGUUGGAGUCGAUGAAAAUGUCACUGCUAGCGAUUUUUCUAACAUAUUUGCUUUAAUGAAGAAUUUACAAAAUGUGAUCUACGAGUACAAAUCCUUUAGAGAUAAUCAAAUUGUUGCCGCUUUGUCAAAUGUAUCAAAAUUAAAAUCCUUAACGUUGUACUAUGCGCCGGAAAGCGAAUUAAAGCAAUUGAAGAAUUGCAAUCAACUGGAAAUACUUCAUCUCUACAAUAUUGAUGUUGCACUGGGUCCAGAUGAUUUCAUAGAAAUAUUCAAAGCAAAGCGGAACUUACAUACUUUAUCGUUGUGCUUUAUAGAUAACAAACUGUGCAAACAGUUAACCCAACUGUAUGCGUAUUGCCCAAAGCUAACUUAUCUGACGAUUAAUCAGCAAUUGGAAAACCUUGGUGAUAUUGUAAAUCUAAAGUAUCUAAGAUUUGAAUCGAGCCUACCAAUCAUUGAAACAAGAGAAUUGGUCGACAGUUUAUCCAUAAAAUAUGCCGAUCGACUUGAAAUUUUGGAUAUCAGCAUGGCUUCAAGUCAUACGCAUACGUUGGAAAUUUCUAAGCUGAAAUCCCUGAAGGCGUUUUUGUGUUCGUCCUGGCCCAGCAACAUGUAUCCAUGUCUUGCCAAGCUAGAACAUCUUCAGUUUUUCUCUAUUGAAACGUAUUCAGAAAAUGUUUACGAAAGCGAUGCACUUAUAAACAUGAUACUCAGCUGUAAAAAUCUGGCAUAUCUGCGCUUGCCAUACAGGGCGCAACUUUUCGAAGAGCCUAUAAGAAAUUUAUCUUAUUGUCUGAGCAGAAAUAGCAUCCGGCCGGAGUCCCCAUUUGUGUUGUCCGUGUGCGGAGGGAGCGCAGUGGCUGAUAUAGAAAAAAAGUUAACAUUGCAUACUCAAAGUAAUUUGCUGCAAUUGGAUUGGAAUGGAAAUGUUUUUGCUUCCAAACUGAAGGACCUAAUCACUUCCUUAUGUCCUUCGGAAGCGUGCGCUGACCAUGGAAGGAUAUAUAAAAAUCCAGUCAAAGCUGUUGGUGAUCCUUUUGCUCCAGAGGAUAGUUGGUUGUCAAAUAUGAAUUAUAAAUUGGCUCUUGCAGCAUGCUCUAAAAGAUUUAAUCUCGAAUACGACUUGGAGCUUGUUAACAGAUGCCGAGAUUUUGCCAUCAGUAAAGCUGAAUAUGAAUUAACUAACAUGCAAUUUGCAUUUAAUUUUAAAUAUGAUGCAAUUGAUGAGCAAAAUGUGUAUCCAGAGGAACGUAGCUAAAAUAAAUAAAUAAAUAGCUAGA
Molecule: messenger RNA, 1634 nt
Organism: Drosophila novamexicana
Lineage: Eukaryota; Metazoa; Arthropoda; Insecta; Diptera; Drosophilidae
Exons: 4
Coding region: 38-1612 (524 amino acids)
Source: RefSeq, a predicted model, not a curated record